UGCAAUUCUUACACUUGCGAAUCAAAACCAAAUAAAUCCCUUGAUUAGCUCCUGCGUUUGCCCUCUCGAUCGAUACAAAGAAACACAUUCGUCGUCACCAAAACCCUAGAAGUUCAACAAUGGCACCGAUUGAUCCACACUCGUUCACCGAUUCAACCCACCCCCUAACAACCCACAUCUCCCUUUCUCUCUACUUCGAUUUCUCCACCUCCACCAUCUCAUCCUCUGCCUUGCUCACUCUAUGCGCUCCACAUACCGGCGAUCUGCUCCUCGACACUCGGUCACUCACCAUAAAGUCUGUCAUCGACCCGAUCAACAAUACCCCACUCUCAUUUUGUCUUUCUUCCGACGUUGACCCCAUAAAGGGCCAACCUUUAACCGUUUCCCUCAACAACAAUUCGAAAAUCUUGAUUACUUUUGUCACUUCUCCAUCUAGUUCAGCCCUUCAAUGGCUAACUCCUCCACAGACGUUCAACAAAAAGUUCCCUUUCGUGUAUACCCAGUGUCAAUCCAUCCAUGCGAGGUCGAUUUUCCCGUGUCAGGACACACCCGCAUCACGAGUCCGAUACAAUGCCAAGCUGAACAUUCCUCAUCAGUUAUCAGCUGUUAUGAGCGCGAGACACGUCGAAAGGAGAGCACCGUUGGCUGGGGGCGAUUCAAGUUUCGCGUGCGAUGAAUCUUUAUGGUGUGCAGAAGGAAGAGUCGUUGAAGAAUUCACCAUGGAACAACCGAUUCCACCUUAUUUAUUCGCCUUCGCGGUUGGAGAAAUUGGGUUUAGGGAAGUGGGCCCCAGGACUAAGGUGUUCGCAGAGUCGGUCCCUGCGGUUCUUGAUGCUGCAGCAAAGGAGUUCGCAGGUACUGAAGAUAUGAUUAGGGUUGGAGAGAAGCUAUUUGGGGAUUACGAUUGGGAGAGGUUCGAUUUACUGGUUUUGCCUCCUAGUUUUCCUUAUGGUGGAAUGGAGAAUCCGCGGAUGGUGUUUUUAACUCCUACUGUAAUCAAAGGAGAUGCUAGUGGUGCCCAAGUUGUAGCACAUGAACUUGCUCAUAGCUGGACUGGGAAUUUGAUCACCAACAAAACUAAUGAUCAUUUCUGGUUGAAUGAGGGAUUUACAACUUAUGCAGAAAGAAGAAUAGUUGAGGCUGUUCAAGGAGAAGACAUAGCUGCUUUGAAUAUAGGAAUUGGUUGGAAAGGUUUGGUUGAUGAAAUGGAAAGGUUCAAAGAUAACAUUGAGUUCACAAAACUUUUAACUAAUCAAGAAGGUGUAGAUCCAGAUGAUGUAUAUUCUCAAGUUCCAUAUGAGAAAGGGUUUCAGUUUCUAUGGCGCAUUGAAAGACAGAUUGGGAGGCCGGCUUUUGAUGAGUUUCUAAAGAAGUACAUAGCUGCAUUUAAGUUUCAAUCGAUUGAUACUUAUAUGUUUCUUGAUUUCUUGAAAGUGAAUGUUCCUGGAAUUGAGAAAGAGAUUGAUUUAAAGAUAUGGACUGAAGGCACUGGUAUUCCUUUUGAUGCUAUGGAGCCAGUUUCUAAUAUCUAUAAAAAGAUAGUUUCAUUAGCAAAUGAAUUUAAGCAAGGUAGGAUGCCAAGUGAGGAAGAAGUUGCUAAUUGGCAUGGACAGGAAUGGGAGCUUUAUUUGGAAAAUCUCCCUAAAUCUGUUGAAGCUUCACAGGUUACAGCUUUGGAUUCUAGAUACAGGCUAUCAGAAUCAAAGGACUAUGAGGUGAAAGUAGCAUUCCUCCAACUAGCCAUUGCUUCAAGAUGCAGUGAAUAUUAUAACAUUGUGGAGAAAACCUUAAAGGAAGUGGGGAGAAUGAAAUACCUUCGCCCAUUGUACACAGCACUUGUGCAAGGGAAUGUGAAGAAAGAAGAAGAGAAAAUAUUUGCACAAAGGGUUUUCUCAGAAGCGCGUGAAACUUAUCAUCCAAUAGCUCAAGGUGUUGUGGAGUCUAUUCUUUCCAAGCAUCUUUAAUCGUAUCAAUUAACCAAAAACUUUUGACUCAAAGACUUGUUACUUUUCAUGAAUUGAUGUGGUUUGUUUCUAACGUUAGGCUCAAGUUUGUGGAUGUGUUUUUCAAUUAAUUUUCUUGGUAG
Messenger RNA from Lactuca virosa, 2086 nucleotides. The record is from the annotation of a GenBank genome assembly. Lineage: Eukaryota; Viridiplantae; Streptophyta; Magnoliopsida; Asterales; Asteraceae.